Molecule: messenger RNA, 811 nt
Organism: Cylas formicarius (sweet potato weevil)
Lineage: Eukaryota; Metazoa; Arthropoda; Insecta; Coleoptera; Brentidae
Product: protein takeout-like
Exons: 5
Coding region: 23-793 (256 amino acids)
Source: RefSeq, a predicted model, not a curated record
CCGACGUAAUUAUAGAAAUAAAAUGAAAACUGGUAACAUCAACGUGUACUUGGUCCUGAUAGCAAUAAUUAGUGUAGCUUUGGAGACCCCGGCCGUUCAGGGAAAAGACGCAUUACCGUCAUUUUUAAAAAUUUGCCGGAGGUCUGACACUAAGCUGAAAGAAUGCAUGAAGGAGUCGAUAGAAACCCUGCGUCCCCUAUUGGUCGAUGGUAUUCCUGAAUUUGAUAUACCUAGUAUAGAACCUCUGAUUAUUCCGGAGGUGAUCAUAGAUCAAGGAAAUGGACCGGUAUCCGUCAAAUCGAUAUACCGAGACAUCAAUGUACACGGACCCUCAGAAUUUGUAAUCAAAAAUGUCAGAUUCGACUUCGAUAAGGACAAAGUAAAGGUGAAAAUUUGGUUCCCUUGGCUACAAGUAAACACGAACUAUUCCAUGGACGGCAGGAUUCUAAUGAUGCCGAUCAAAGGAUCAGGAUUGAGCUACGGCAAUUACACCGACAUAGACGCCACAGUAUCCAUGAAAGCUCAAAGGCUACAAAAGGGCAAUGAAACUUUUUAUAAUAUUAAAGAUUUUUUCGUCGAUUUUAACAUCGGCAAGGCUUCGUUAUUUUUCGACAACCUUUUCAACGGAGAACCCCAAUUAGGAGAAGCGAUGAAUCUAUUUUUAAACGACAACUGGAAGAGCGUGUCGAAAGAAAUUAAACCCGUGCUUGAGGAUACAAUAGCAAAAAUUUUCAAAAAGUUUUCCAACAAAAUAUUUCAUAAGUAUCCGAUCCGGGUUUUGUUUCCCGAGUGAAUUUUAAACCCGGCCCCA